CCUUUGUGAAUUAGGAAAAUCUGGAAAAGUUUAUAUUUUUCAGUGUUAUGUUUUUAUUAUUUUUAUAGGUAAUUCAUAUGAUAAAUAAAUAAAAGUGAUUUUAGCAAAUGUGAUAACUCUUGAAAAUUCUUUAUUAACUACAAAUAACAAUGAAAAAUGAGGAUUUGCAAGAUCACACUAAAAGGUUACGCUUUAAACCUUUAGCAAAUGUUCAGCAUUUCUCUGGUGACAACAAUAUUGAAUUAAAGUGUACUAAAGAAAUGAAGAAUAAAGAUGGCGAAAAGUCAUCCUCUUUAUUGACAUUUUUGCACGUUGAGCUCACGCGUGGAUAUUUACUUGAACAUGAUGAAGAGAGAUUUUCGGCUCGAAGAGAAAAAGUAUACUCUUUUAUAAAAAUACCCCAAGAGUUGGAAAAGUUCAUGGCAUAUGGAUUCUUUCAAUGUGCUGAUUCACUUUUAUUUGUUUACACAUUUUUGCCAUUAAGAUUUAUUAUGGCAUUUUGGUCUUUCUUCAAUAGGCUGUUCAGGAGGUGCUUUGGAUUUUAUUCAAACUCACGCAAGAGCAUAUUGAAACCAGCUGAGACUUGUGAUGUUCUCAAAGGGUUUAUUUUGGUAGUUUGCAGCUUCCUUAUGUGGUACAUUGAUACCAAUAUGAUGUAUCACCUGGUAAAAAGUCAAAGUGUAAUGAAACUUUACAUUUUUUACAAUAUGUUGGAAGUUGGUGACAGGCUCUUUUCAGCUUUUGGUCAGGACACUAUAGACGCUUUGUUCUGGACAGCAACAGAACCAAGAGACCGAAGAAGGGAACAUUUAGGAGUUAUUCCUCAUCUUAUAUUUGCAAUGACCUAUGUCUUUCUACACAGCCUGCUAGUGUUGUUCCAAGCAACAACACUGAAUGUGGCCUUCAAUUCUAACAAUAAGAGCCUGUUGAUCAUUAUGAUGUCAAAUAAUUUUGUAGAACUCAAAGGCAGUGUAUUUAAGAAGUUUGACAAGAAUAACCUUUUCCAAGUGUCAUGUAGUGAUGUGAGAGAGCGUCUGCAUCUCUCGGUGCUAUUAUUCAUUGUAGUUCUGCAGACUAUGAAAGAAUAUGUUUGGCGAGAAGAGAGGUUUUGGAUACUUGCACCAGAUUGUGUUCUAGUACUUACGUUUGAAGUUAUAAUCGACUGGGUGAAACACGCAUUUAUUACCAGAUUUAACGAGAUUCCAUAUGGUGUGUAUCGCGAAUACACAGUGAGUCUGGCGUACGAUGUAGCCCAAACCAGACAGAAAUACGCUUUUAGCGAUCACUCGGACCUGGUGGCGCGGAGAAUGGGCUUCAUUCCACUGCCAUUGGGCGUCGUCAUCACCAGGGUGUUGAUUCACGCCGUCAAAAUUGAUGGAUUCGCAGCCAUCUUCCUAAUAUUCAUAGCAUAUUUGUGCCUAAUAACUGUUAGAGUAUUAGUGUCUAUAGUAAUCCUUGGUAAGGCAUGUGACUUGAUUGCACACCACCAAAUGGAGAAGAAUGAGAGUCAUCAUACAACGCCUAAAAAGGAGCAAAAGGAAAUAGUCAAGGAAGUGUUUAAAAGUCCGGAAGUAGAAGCAGUGCCGCCAAAAAAAACAGCUCAACUGAAGUUCCUAAUACCAGAAGAUGGUAUUCUAAGUGAGCCACUAGUAGACGCGUCCGUAGGAGCGGCGGCCAUAUUUUCUAACAGCGCCAUAGAUCUUAAUGGCGUGUGUUAUCUCAAUGACAAAAUGAAUGCCCAAGUUAAGCAGGAGUCCGGAGAUUAUUUGGAACCUGAAUUGAUGGACCUGUCGCGCAGUGCGCCGGACAUCAAAGCGGCAUCGGGCGCUGCGGCGGCGCCUCUAGAGCGCAGCCCGGCGCCCGACGCUGAGGGGCUCAAGCGCCGCUCCGAGUCCGAGCCCAACCUGCUCACUGCCGACGACGAGCCCGCGCCGCAGCCCUACUGACACACCACGACGGCUCUCACAGCCUCCAGCGAUGAUGACACACUACUGUGAAUUGUGAAGCUAUAGGCAAUACUGGAGCCAGCGCAGAUCACUACAUGACAAACAAAGUCGCCUUCCGCUUUCUUCUUUUAAGAUACGCAACGGAUUUUGAUGCAGUUUUCUAUUAUUUAGACAAUUUAUUUGUUUAUAAACCGAAGUUGCGGGCAUCAGCGUGCCAUAAACGGCUGUAUAAACUAAGCAGGUCAGUCAGCUGUACUAGUCUUUAAGGACUAACCGCGUUUGCGCUUAUAUUUAAAUCGUCUUGUUUAUUUUUUAAAAUCAACCGCGUUUUAGUUGAAGCUGGCCGCUAUCAACUUUUUCAUUAUUUGAUUUCGGAAUAAUGAGACAGCAUUUUAUGACUAAAAUUUUAUAUGAAACUCAGGGUAGGUACUCAAUCUAAAAUACCGAAACAAUCCUAUAUAUAUCCGAACGAUUUAGUGGUCAUUUUGAAUUCACCGUCUUAUUAUUUAUGGAAACUUAAAAAAAACAUAUUUACAUCAAACGAAAUAUUUAGAAUGUUGCUAUUGUUUUUGUAAAGUCACAAAGGAAAUCUGGCGGAAGGAAGGCUUGUUGUGCCAAUUGGCUACCACCUAGGACGUGUCCCUUAAAUUUUUACUAUUUAUGAGUAAUGAUUGAAUUUGCCACACAAUUUCCCUUUUCUGGAAACUAUACUUAUUUGAUAAAAUAAAAAUGCCAAUCAACGUUGCUCUCUGUCUUGGUCUUGGCCGUCAAUACAGAAUUUUAAAAAGCGAACAAAAGCUAUUGUAAUUAAAAAAAAAGAAUUCGUAUUCAGAUCAUGGCCAAAAAGUUGGUUGAAUCGAAUGUUUUUGACUGUAGAUAAAUUUAAAGCCUAAUUAUGGCGUAACAUUGUCUUGGUUUAAAUCGAAUUUAAAUGUUUUAAUUUAAUAACUUUGUAACGUCAAUUGUUUGUAUAUAUUGCUGUUUCAAAACCUGCGUUUUACGUUGUGCUUUGAUUAUAUAAAGAUUCUUUUUACCUGGUCGUUAUUUCAUUGGUAAGGAAGAACGUAAAAAUAUAUGCAUUGUUAUUUUUCACAAA
This is a messenger RNA of Plodia interpunctella (Indianmeal moth), 3042 nucleotides long. RefSeq lists its product as uncharacterized. Bases 150 to 1946 code for a protein of 598 amino acids. The record is from RefSeq and is a predicted model, not a curated record. Gene Ontology annotation, cellular component: ciliary basal body; endoplasmic reticulum membrane. The transcript has 10 exons. Gene Ontology annotation, biological process: positive regulation of cilium assembly. Lineage: Eukaryota; Metazoa; Arthropoda; Insecta; Lepidoptera; Pyralidae.